Molecule: messenger RNA, 5436 nt
Organism: Chaetura pelagica (chimney swift)
Lineage: Eukaryota; Metazoa; Chordata; Aves; Apodiformes; Apodidae
Product: maltase-glucoamylase, intestinal-like
Exons: 47
Biological process (GO): carbohydrate metabolic process
Molecular function (GO): carbohydrate binding; alpha-1,4-glucosidase activity
Source: RefSeq, a predicted model, not a curated record
AUGUGCAAGAAGAAUUUCAGUGGGUUGGAAGUCAGCCUCAUCGGCCUCUUCUGCCUGGUGUCUGCUGUGGCCUGUGUCCUCAUAGGGCUUUUAGCAUCAGGACAAUCUGGAGUGAAACCUAAGGAAUUUUCACCAGAAUGUCCCAACAUAUUAAUAGCAGAGAGAAUUGACUGCAUCCCGGAUCAAGUAGCAACAAAGAGCACCUGCAAACAGCGUGGCUGCUGCUGGAGUCCCCAGAGUGAUACCAGUGUACCCUGGUGUUUUUUCUCUUCAAACCAUGGAUACAAAGUGGAUGGGUCAACAAGAACAACUCAGGCAGGAUUUGAGACCACAUUAACCAGGCUGCCAUCACCUACCCUCUUUGGAAAUGAUGUCAACACCGUCCUCCUCACAGCAGAGUAUCAGACACCAAAUCGCUUCCACUUCAAGAUCACUGAUCCUAAUAAAGAGCGAUUUGAAGUCCCCCAUGAGCAUGUGAAACCUUUCACUGGAUCUGCAGCCUCUGAUCUCAAGUAUAAAGUGGAGGUGAAGCCCAACCCCUUUGGCAUCGUGGUGACCAGAGUGAGCAACGGCAGAGUGCUGUUUGAUACUACUAUUGGACCUCUUCAGUAUGCUGACCAGUUUUUACAGCUGUCCAUCAAACUUCCCAGCAAGAACAUUUAUGGUGUGGGAGAGCACGUGCAUAAGCAGUACCAGCACGAUGUGAACUGGAAAACCUGGCCCAUGUUCAGCAAGGAUCUUGGCCCCUCUGGAGCAAUGCAUAACUUAUAUGGAGUUCAAACUUUCUUCCUGUGUUUGGAAGACAAGACUGGAGCCUCCUUUGGUGUUUUCCUAAUGAACAGCAAUGCCAUGGAGUUUGCAGUGCAGCCUGCUCCAGCAGUGACCUACAGAACCAUUGGUGGGAUCCUUGAUUUCUAUGUCUUCUUGGGGAACACUCCAGAGGAAGUAGUCCAGGAGUACUUGAAGUUCGUGGGACUACCACUAUUGCCUUCCUACUGGAGCCUGGGCUUCCAGCUCAGCCGCUGGAAUUACGGGUCUCUGGAAGAGGUGAAGAGAGUUGUGAAGAGGAACAGGGCGGUUGGACUCCCCUAUGAUGCUCAGAUCACUGAUAUUGACUAUAUGGAGAAAAAGAAAGAUUUUACUUAUGACAAAGUGGCGUUUCAGGAUCUCCCUAAUUUUGCAUCUGAUAUGCAUGACCAUGGACAAAAAUAUAUUAUUAUAUUGGAUCCUGCUAUCAGCACAGAAAAACUGGUUGAUGGUAACCUCUAUGGAAGCUACAUCAGGGGAACGAACAAAAAAGUCUGGGUUAACGAAUCAGAUGGAGUGACAACAUUAGUUGGGGAGGUGUGGCCAGGGGAAACUGUUUUUCCAGACUUCACCAACCCAGAGUGCACUACCUGGUGGGUGGAUGAGUGCAAACGGUUCUAUGACAUAGUGCCUUAUGAUGGGAUCUGGAUUGAUAUGAAUGAAGUAUCCAACUUCGUUCAAGGUUCAGUAAAGGGAUGUUCAAAGAAUGACUUAAACUAUCCUCCAUUCACUCCCAAUAUUGUCGACAGGCUCAUGUUUUCCAAGACGCUUUGUAUGGAUGCACAGCAGAAGUGGGGGAAGCAUUAUGAUGUCCACAGUCUUUAUGGAUAUUCUAUGGCCAUAUCAACACAGAAAGCCAUCCAGACAGUGUUUCCUGGAAAAAGAAGCUUCAUUAUUUCAAGGUCUACUUUUGUUGGAUCAGGAAAGCACACAGGACACUGGCUGGGAGAUAAUGCAGCAACAUGGGAACAUCUAAGAUGGGCAAUACCUGGAAUGCUGGAGUUUAACCUCUUUGGAUUUCCUUAUAUUGGAGCAGAUAUUUGUGGUUUCUUUGACAACACCACAGAAGAACUUUGCAGACGAUGGAUGCAAGUAGGAGCAUUUUACCCAUUUUCCAGGAAUCACAAUGCAGAAGGAUUCAUGUCUCAAGAUCCAGCUGCAUUUGGACCUGAUUCAGUCUUGGUGAAAACUUCCAAGUAUUACUUGAACAUUCGCUACACUUUGCUGCCCUAUCUGUACACACUCUUCUAUAAAGCUCAUACUCAAGGGGACACAGUCGUACGGCCAGUUUUGCAUGAGUUCUACACUGAUGAAGAGACUUGGGGCAUUGAUAGGCAAUUCCUAUGGGGUCCUGGCCUGCUUAUUUCCCCUGUACUUGAUCCGGGCGUGAAUGAAACUAGAGCAUAUAUUCCUGAUGCAGUUUGGUAUGAGUAUGAUACAGGGGCAAAAAUCUUCAUCAGAAAACAGUGGACUUACCUGCACCUGCCAGCAGACAAAAUGGGGCUCCAUUUGAGAGGAGGCUAUGUUUACCCUACUCAACAGCCAGCUAGCACAACAGUUGCAAGUCGCAAGAAUCCAAUGGGACUUAUAAUUGCUCUGGAUGACAACCAAGCUGCUUCUGGGAACUUGUUCUGGGAUGAUGGAGAAUCCACAGGUACAGUUGACAGCAAAGCCUACAUUUACUAUGACUUUACAGUUUCCAAUCCUGUUCUACAAAUGGAUGCUAUAAACAGCAAAUACAUUGAUCCAAACAACUUGACAUUUGAAGAAAUCAAGAUAUUGGGAGUGCCCCAGGAAAUAAAGACAGUUACUGUAUCUCAGAACAAUGUUGAGGAAAAUUAUCCACUCAAUAUCACCUAUGACCCCCAAGCAAAGGUUGCUCACAUAGCAGGACUUAAACUUGAACUGGGAAAAUCUUACACAGUGAAAUGGACACAACAACAGAGUAUUAAUGAAAGGUUUAAUUGUUAUCCCAGUCCCAAUCCAACACAAGAAAAAUGUGAACAACUCGGCUGUGUCUGGAAACCAGAACCAUCAAACCCUGAUGUUCCAGACUGCUAUUACAGCUCUGACAAUGCUUACUCUGCAGACAAAGUAGAAUACACCUCAUCAGGUGUUACAGCCAACCUCAUCUUAAACAGCAACAAGAACAGAGCUAAUGAGAAUUUCACUAAACCAAUUAGCACACUGCGCUUGGAGGUGAAAUAUCAUCUCAACAACAUGCUGCAAUUUAAGAUCUAUGAUUAUCAGAACGCCCGAUACGAGGUUCCGGUGCCACUCAACCUGCCGCGCUCCCCCGCGGGCACGGAGAAGGGGCGGCUCUACGACGUGUCCCUCCAGGUGAAACCUUUUGGGAUUCAGGUUCGGCGCAGAAGCACAGGAGCAGUCAUCUGGGAUUCAGCACUGCCCACCUUCACCUUCAGCGACAUGUUCAUCCAGAUUUCUACCCGCUUACCAUCCCAGUAUAUCUAUGGAUUUGGAGAGACUGAGCACACCAUGUUCAGAAGGAACAUGAGCUGGCACACCUGGGGAAUGUUCACCAGGGACGAGGCUCCUACUUACAAACUGAAUUCCUAUGGUUAUCAGCCAUUUUACAUGGCUCUUGAGGAAGAGGGCAAUGCCCAUGGAGUUCUCUUGCUUAACAGCAAUGCAAUGGAUGUGACAUUCCAGCCGACCCCCGCCCUGACGUACCGCACCACUGGAGGAAUUCUUGACUUCUACAUGGUUUUGGGCCCAACACCAGAACUUGUUGUCCAGGAGUACACUGAACUGAUUGGACGACCGGUCAUGCCACCCUACUGGGCUCUGGGAUUCCAAUUGUGCCGCUUUGGAUACAGCAACGACUCAGAAGUUGCCCAGCUGGUGGAGAGCAUGAAGGCAGCCAGGAUUCCCUAUGAUGUCCAAUAUGUUGAUAUUGACCACAUGGAAAGGCAAAUGGACUUCACCAUCAGCCCACACUUUGCUGGAUUACCUGCUCUGAUCAAGAAAAUAAAAGAAGAAGGAAUGAGAUUUAUCAUUAUCCUGGAUCCAGGCAUCUCUGGAAAUGAAACCAAUUAUCCUCCCUUCUCAAGAGGUGUGCAGGAUGAUGUCUUCAUAAAGUGGCCCAAUACCAAUGACAUCAUAUAUUCCAAGGUCUGGCCAUUUCUUCCCAAUGUACAAAUCAACGAGUCACUGCCUCUGCCCACCCAAAUCCAGCUCUAUGGAGCACAUACUGCUUUCCCAGACUUCUUCCGCAAUUCCACAGUGAACUGGUGGAAGAGAGAGAUCCUGGAGUUCUACAACAAUCCCACCGACCCCUCGAGAAGCAUCAAGUUUGAUGGCCUGUGGAUUGACAUGAAUGAACCAGCAGCUCUUAUGAAUGGUGCCAUUGGUGGCUGCAGAAAUGACCUCCUCAACAUGCCACCAUAUAUGCCACAUUUGGGAUACAGAUCAGAUGGAUUAACUGUCAAAACUCCAUGCAUGGAAGGCCAACAGUAUCUUCCAGAUGGCACCCCAGUGAGACACUAUGAUGUCCACAGUCUUUAUGGAUGGUCACAAACAAAACCUACCCUAGAAGCUGUGCAAAGUGCCACCAAGGAGCGUGGGAUCGUUGUCAGCCGCUCCACGUACCCCAGCAGCGGCAGAUGGGCAGGACACUGGCUGGGUGACAACACGGCAGCUUGGGAUCAGCUACCCAAGUCAGUCAUUGGUAUGAUGGAGUUCAGUCUCUUUGGAAUAUCUUACACAGGAGCUGACAUCUGUGGCUUCUCCAAAGACUCGGAGUACGAGCUGUGUGUUCGCUGGACGCUGCUGGGCGCCUUCUACCCAUACUCGAGGAACCACAAUGAGAAAGUAACCAGGAGGCAAGAUCCUGUUUCCUGGAACUCUACAUUUGAGGAUAUUUCCAGGAAGGUGCUGAACAUCAGAUACACCCUGUUACCCUACCUCUACACACUGCUGUAUGAAGCCCACGCCCACGGCAGCACUGUGGUCCGGCCCAUGCUCCAUGAGUUUGUGGAAGACAGAACCACCUGGGACAUCUAUGAGCAGUUCCUCUGGGGGCCUGCACUGCUCAUCAGCCCUGUGAUGCAAAAGGGUGCUGUGGCAGUGAAUGCCUACAUCCCUGGAGCCCGCUGGUACGAUUACUACACAGAUGAAGACAUUGGCUUUAGGGCACAAUUCAAAGUUUUACCAACUCCUUUGGACCACAUCAACCUGCACAUCCGAGGGGGACACAUCCUUGCUUGGCAAACACCUGCUAAUACAACUUAUUACAGCCGGAAGAACCCACUGGGCCUCACUGUGGCUUUGGAUGACAACCAGUUUGCAGAAGGACAGCUGUACUGGGAUGACGGGGUUCGCAUCGAUGCAUAUGAAGAUGGUGUGUAUCUGCUAACAUCAUUUACUGCUAAAAAGACUGUUUUAGAUAUCCAGGUCUCCCAUCAUGGUUACACUGACCCAAACAACCUGAAGUUCAGUGAGAUUAAAGUCCUGGGGGUUCCCACCAGCGUCAAGCAGGUGACGGUGUCGCAGAACGGCGGGGCCAUCCCCUCCCCUCACACCGUGAACUACAACGCAGCCAAGAAGAGUGUCAUCUUGAGAAUACUUUUUGAUAAACAAACAUACCAGUUACAGUCAGUUCCUAUGAAG